GUUAUCAAGUAUUAACUAAAAAAUUGAAAUUUGAAAUAUAUAUAGAAAGUAAAUAUUAAUCUAAUAGGAUUAUUCAGUUUUUUGAUUUCAAAUAAAAUUUUGAUGAAUAUUGUUAUUUGAUAUAAUAGAAACACUCUUAUUUUAUUUGGAAUUAUUCAAAGGACUUCAAGUAAUGGCGCCCCAAAAAGGCAAAAUUGGCACUAAGGGCCAAAAACAAAUUUUAGAAGAGAACGAGGCUACAUUGAAGUUUUAUAGAAAUAUGAUUGCAGCAGUUAGCGCUAUAUACAUCAUAGUUCAAUUGGCUUUUGGAAAUGUUUUUUCUCUUACAAACAUUUUUUUAUAUGCUCUUGUUAUAGCAUCACAUGGGGGUAGUUAUAAAUUUAUGGCAUAUAUGUCAGCUGCUAAAUUUACUGAAAAUGGUCAGUUACUAGAUGCUGGUACAGAUCUCAACAUGGAAGGAGGUUUAGCCGAGUAUACGAAGGAUUUGAUUAUAUUAACAUCGGGUUGCCAAUUAUUAUCACUUAUUUCUAAUUAUUUUUGGCUUCUGUGGCUCCUAGCACCUGGUCAAGCAUUCUGGGUAUUAUGGAAAAACUUUUUAGGACCUUAUUUUAUGCAAAAAGCACCAGAAGAUAAUUCACCAGAAGUAAAUGAGAAAAAACAAAAAAAAUUGGAAAGGAGAAGAAAACGGCAGCAAAAUGUACGGUUUUAAUGACUUUUAUUGGUAAAUCGAGCUUAAUUAUUAUUUUUUUAAUUUAAAUUAUAUUUUUGUUACAACUUUGAAAUUGUUUUUUUUUAUAUGUAUUUAUAUGUAUACUUAAUAUAACAUUUUGUAAUUAUAUCUAUAAAUUGUAAUUCAAUUUGUUUUUUUUUUUUAUAUAUAUAAUAUUAUGUUCAUAUUUGUAAUUAUUAACAUUUAUAGUCAAUUAUUAUGCUUUAAAGAAUAUACUAUAACAUAUUAAUAAUUUAUUUAAAAUUUGAAUGUAUAAAAAUGAAUAAAUAAAAUGUAUAAACAUCUUAA
Molecule: messenger RNA, 1018 nt
Organism: Aphis gossypii (cotton aphid)
Lineage: Eukaryota; Metazoa; Arthropoda; Insecta; Hemiptera; Aphididae
Product: transmembrane protein 208
Exons: 5
Coding region: 173-709 (178 amino acids)
Biological process (GO): vacuolar protein processing
Cellular component (GO): intracellular membrane-bounded organelle
Source: RefSeq, a predicted model, not a curated record